AUGUGGCGUGAGGACGAGCUGAUUGUAGUACCUCAGUCCGCUAUUAAGUGGUCGUGGCUCAAGGGUACCAAUGUUCCUUUGAGUCCACAAGUCAAGUUGUUGCUUGAUUUCCGACAGCCGAAGCCGCGAACGCGGGGUAAGAAGGCAAUGAAAAAGCGGCAUAAGCCGCGUCGAUCAUCAGAAAAUGUAGCUGGUGGGGCCAGUGAGUAUAUUCGUGGCAGGACUGAUGAUAUUCGUCGCACUGCAGACACCCCCUGGCAGCCUAGUGUUGCAAGUUCGGCGUCUGACGUUUCGUCUGGGGAUGACAAAUGUCCAAACAUCAUGUAG
Sphaeroforma arctica JP610 is the source of this 327-nucleotide messenger RNA. RefSeq lists its product as hypothetical. Lineage: Eukaryota; Ichthyosporea; Ichthyophonida. The transcript has a single exon. Bases 1 to 327 code for a protein of 108 amino acids. The record is from RefSeq and is a predicted model, not a curated record.